AUGGGUUGGAUAUCUUCCAUUCUAGGUACCGACAAGUCGGCAGAUCCGCUAGCAAAACUCGAUCCCAGCCUUCGUGACUUUCUAGAAAAAGAAUCUCCCCUCAAAUACCCAGCGAACCACCCCACGAAUCCUACUGAAGCAGUUCAGCAACCCAGCAAUACCAAUGCUGCUGUAGCAGAUACACCAGAGCAAAAGCCAGUUGCUCCCUCAGCUAGCUUGUACAAGGAUGGACGAUAUGCGCAUCUAUGGAAGAACUACCGACCGCUUGCCGAGAUUGAAGCUGAGACAGCAUCUGAUCAUGACAAACUGAUGGGUGUACUGGAGGCAUACAAGGAGCGAAAAGAGGCCAUUGGUAAAGCGGCGUUGGAGAACUGCGCCGAAUAUCAAGAAGAAAAUCAAGUGCGCAGGUUUGAGAGGUGCUACAUGAUGCAAUCGAGAUUCCUUCGUGCGUUGGGCCAUGGCUCAGUGGUGGGUAGAUCACCCGAUAUAGAGGAAGAUAUCCAAAUGCACGCCGAUGCUCUCUACCAAAAAAUGAUUAAGCACGAGGAGGCGGUAGAAAAAGCCAAGGCCGAAGGUCUCCCUGUUCCUGUUUUCCAGACAAAACUACCAAAGGCCAAGGACGAUUCGGUCAUGCCCACGGAAGAGCUCCAGCAACAGUGGAAGGAACAGUUGGACAAGCUACCAGCUGAGGAGCGUGUAGUUGAAGAGGCUGCUCUUCGCGCUGAUCUUCAAGCCAAGGCUGAGGUCGCGGGCAACGUCCAGAAGAUCUGGGAGAGCCAGGCGGAGCAGAGGAAACAAAGACAAGCAGAAGGUAACUCCACGUUUGGAGAUUACAUGGCUUCGCUGUUUGGAAAGUCUGGAAAAUAA
Fusarium poae is the source of this 867-nucleotide messenger RNA. RefSeq lists its product as uncharacterized. Bases 1 to 867 code for a protein of 288 amino acids. NCBI's taxonomy places the organism in Eukaryota, Fungi, Ascomycota, Sordariomycetes, Hypocreales, Nectriaceae. The record is from RefSeq and is a predicted model, not a curated record. The transcript is spliced from 3 exons.